CUAAAAUAAUUGAAAAUCGACUUACGAAUCCCUAACGAUAAGAAAAAUAAGGAAAAAUUUUUUAGAGAAAAGGUGCCGACUUGUAACCUUAAUUUAAAUAAAAAAUCAUUGGAAUGUAAAAUGUUUGAUCGCGCUUAGGAGUGUGCAUAUGGUGGAUCUCGAACCAAUCACAUUAACAUUGCUCGAAGCAUCGUCAAAGGGGUUGGUGCCAGCAUUGGAGAGUGAAGUUCUGGCGAUUUCGUCGGGCGGCCAUUUAAUGACAACAUUUUAAUUAUAACAAUCAAACACCAGGCCUGUGUUGAAUAAAUAACAAGUGGAAUAUAUAUUAUGUAUUGCCUACAAUGUCUGUUACCAGUACUUCUACUUCCGAAGCCAAACAAUGCUCUUAUCGAAACACAUGUGAUGUUUAUUGUUCUCUACCUGAUUGGCUUCUUUUUGGAGAGAAAACCAUGCACGAUUUGUAGUCUGGUGUUUUUGACUGCCGUAUUCUUAAUAUGCUAUAGCGGAGUGGGUAACUGCAUAUUCUGGGGAAGCUGUGAUGACAACCAAUGUGAAAAUGGCUAAAGCCUUUUAUUACGGCGUUGGGAAAGAGUGUUGGUGUAAAGGAAAUAUGUGACAAAUAUUUGAAUCAGUUACCAAAGUUCUACCAGGCAGAAGGAUAAUUAGUAUAAGCCAGUCCUCGUCUAUAUGAAAAAAGAUAAAAUAACUUGACCUUUGCCCGACCCUCACCAAAUAAAAAGCAGUUUUCCCAAAAUAAUAUCAGUCGAUUGAAUGCAUAUGUAACAGUAAAUCUUCUAUUUCAUUCAUAAUAAUAUAUAAAACAACAAUGCAAAUAUAAUUAAAAAUUAGUAUUUAUAAAAAACCAACAUGCAAAAUGCCUGGUAAUGAUCUUAGAUUCUUACAUAAAUACACAAUUUAAGGUGAGAAACAAACGAAUAACAUAAGAUUGGUUGUUUAAUUGUAACGAAAUGAAAAAUGUACUAUUUAUAAAUCAACAACAACAACAAACAAACGAAUUGAGGCCCAUAAGAUUUUAUGUUUCUGUGUUAAUUUGUAAACGUUUAACCAUGUGUAAAUACAUACUAGUUAUUAUAAAUAUGUAUUUUUAAAAUUUA
This is a messenger RNA of Musca domestica (house fly), 1115 nucleotides long. It is a transcript of the gene bc10, whose product is annotated as bladder cancer-associated protein. The record is from RefSeq and is a predicted model, not a curated record. The transcript has 2 exons. Lineage: Eukaryota; Metazoa; Arthropoda; Insecta; Diptera; Muscidae. The coding region runs from base 328 to 564 and encodes 78 amino acids.